Protopterus annectens (West African lungfish) is the source of this 1158-nucleotide messenger RNA. Its product is annotated as melatonin receptor type 1C-like. Bases 1 to 1158 code for a protein of 385 amino acids. Gene Ontology annotation, cellular component: membrane. Gene Ontology annotation, molecular function: melatonin receptor activity. Gene Ontology annotation, biological process: G protein-coupled receptor signaling pathway. The record is from RefSeq and is a predicted model, not a curated record. Lineage: Eukaryota; Metazoa; Chordata; Ceratodontiformes; Protopteridae. The transcript has 3 exons.
AUGGUACCACCAGAGGCAGAAGAGACAGCCAGCAUAUCUGGGUCACAAUGUGUCAGUGUUACAUCCACAACUUCUGCCCUACCUGCUCCCCCUGCAUCAGGUAUCUCUGUCUCAGCUGCUGGCACAGUGGAGCUGACUGCGAACAGUAGUAGUGGAGGUGGUGGUUUUGUCAUCCAUCAGGAAAUGACAGGACUAGAGGAGGGCAUUAGGGAGAGGAGAAUGACGGCAACAAUUGGCAGGGUUGAAAAGAUGCUGCAUCAUAUUGGCAAAAUGAUACUAACCAUUUUUUUGACUACUGUGAUGAUUUUUAUAACUAUUAUGGACAUCUUUGGCAAUACCUUGGUUAUCUUAUCUAUCCUAAGGAACAAGAAACUGAGAAAUGCUGGUAAUGUCUUUGUUAUUAGCUUGUCAUCAGCAGACCUGAUGGUAGGUCUAUAUUCAUAUCCUUUAAUUUCCAUUGCCACAUUCUGCAACAAAUGGAUCUUGGGAGAUCUUCAGUGCAAAAUAUCAGGAGUUAUCCAUACUCUAAGUUUCAUAGUAUCUGUCUAUAACAUCAUGGCUAUUGCAAUCAAUCGUUACUGCUGUAUCUGUCACAGCCUCAUAUAUGACAGAGUCUACAGUAUGAAAAAUACCUGCUGCUACGUUCUCUUAAUUUGGAUUUUCAGCAUCAUUUUGCUUUUGCCAAUUAUGUUUUUUGAUGUUUUGCAGUAUGAUGAAAGAGUACAUUUCUGUGCAUUUAUAUUUGCAGCAAAUCCUUCUUUAACAAGCACAUUGGGAGUGAUACACUUCUUAAUACCUACAACCAUUGUGAUCUUUUGUUAUUCAAGGAUAUGGAUCUUGGUUAUCCAAGUUAAAUAUAGAGUCAGAGAAAGGAAAAGACAAAAGUUAAAGUCUAAUGAAGUUCGUAACUUCUUAACAAUGUUUGCUGUGUUUGUUCUUUUUGCAAUUUGUUGGUGUCCAUUUAGCAUUCCUUCUUUAGUGGAAGCAUUAAAUCCCAGGGGAAAGGCAUCAGAAUUUCCAGUUUGGUUGUAUGUUUUAGGGUACUUUACUGCUUCCUUUAAUAAUUGUCUUAAUGGCAUAGUUUAUGGUGUUCUUAACAAAAAUUUCCGACAAGAGUACAAACGAAUUCUAUUGUUGUGCACAAUUAUGUUACCAUGA